Messenger RNA from Mangifera indica (mango), 1667 nucleotides. RefSeq names its product reticuline oxidase-like. Gene Ontology annotation, molecular function: FAD binding; oxidoreductase activity. Lineage: Eukaryota; Viridiplantae; Streptophyta; Magnoliopsida; Sapindales; Anacardiaceae. Bases 1 to 1650 code for a protein of 549 amino acids. The record is from RefSeq and is a predicted model, not a curated record. The transcript has a single exon.
AUGGCCACCUUUCUUACCAACCCUUUUCCUCUCUUCAUCUUCUUCUUCCUUGUUUCAUACCCUGUUUCUCUUUUCGCUUCCUCAACAAACCAAAUCAUCUCCUGUUUAACUCAAUAUAAAAUCAACAACUUCACCACCUUUCCCAUCAGAACAAACAACUCUUCAACUUACUACUACCACCUCCUAAAUUUUUCCAUUCAAAAUCUUCGGUUUACCGACUCUUGGGUCCCCAAACCGCUCGCCAUUGUCUUGCCCAAGAGUGUGGAGGAAAUAUCCAACACAGUCUUGUGCUGUAGGAGAUUGUCCCUUGAAAUUAGGGUUAGGUGUGGGGGACACAGCUAUGAAGGAACGUCAGCCUUCGCCAGCGAUGGAGCUUCAUUUUUAAUAAUUGAUAUGAUCAAUUUGAACAAGGUGGCGGUGGACUUGACUUCGGAAACAGCUUGGGUAGGAGGCGGUGCAACGCUUGGAGAGACGUACUAUGCCAUUGCGGAGGCGAGUAAUGUCCAUGGAUUCUCAGCGGGGUCUUGCCCAACGGUGGGGGUUGGUGGACACAUUGGCGGUGGAGGGUUUGGGUUGUUGUCGAGAAAAUAUGGAGUUGCAGCUGAUCAUGUGGUGGAUGCUUUACUUGUUGAUGCAAAUGGAAGGUUGUUGAAUAGGGAAGGCAUGGGAGAAGAUGUGUUUUGGGCCAUUAGAGGAGGAGGUGGAGGAGUCUGGGGCAUUGUUUAUGCAUGGAAAAUCAAAUUGAUCAAAGUGCCAAAAAUUGUGACAAGUUUUAUUAUCUCUAGACAAGGCACAAAAUCUCAUGUAGAAAAUUUAGUAAACAAAUGGCAACACAUAGCACCCAAUUUGAUUGAUGAUUUUUACAUAACUUGUUUUGUGGGAGCUGGAUUGCCUGAGGCUGAAAAGAUUGGAGAAAUUUCAGCUACAUUUAAAGGGUUCUAUCUUGGUCCAAGAAAUGAAGCUUUAUCAAUUGUAAAACAAGCUUUUCCUGACGUACAACUCGGAGAAGAAGAUUGCAAAGAAAUGAGUUGGAUUGAGUCAAUUUUAUUCUUCUCUGGGUUAAGUAAAGGAAGCUCAAUAUUAGACCUGAAAAACAGGUAUUUACAAGACAAGAACUACUUCAAAGCAAAAUCAGAUUAUGUGAAAACUCCAAUUUCAGCCUCAGGGAUAAGUUCAUUAGUAGAAAGUCUUGAAAAUGAGGCAAAAGGGUAUGUAAUUUUAGACCCUUAUGGUGGAACAAUGGAGAGGAUAAGUGGUGAGGACAUUCCAUUUCCUCACAGGAAAGGCAAUUUGUUUACAAUUCAAUACUUGGUGGCAUGGUAUGAAGAGGAUAAUGACAAGAGCAAGAAAUACAUUGAAUGGAUAAGGGAUUUGUAUGGUAAAAUGACAGAAUUUGUAUCAUGGGGGCCAAGGUGUGCUUAUAUAAAUUACAUGGAUAUUGAUUUGGGAGAGAUGGAAUUAAUAAAUUCAAGUGAUCAAAAUGAGGAUGCAGUGGAAAUAGCUAGGGUUUGGGGUGAAAAAUACUUCUUGAAAAAUUAUGAUAGAUUGGUUAAAGCUAAAACGAUUAUUGACCCAAAUAAUGUGUUUACUAAUCAACAAGGGAUCCCUCCCAUGUCUAAUCAUUUUGUGAGAAUUAAGAGUGAGGAGUAAGAGAGAUAUGUGUCUAC